This is a messenger RNA of Chaetomium fimeti, 5115 nucleotides long. RefSeq names its product TRAPP II complex. Gene Ontology annotation, cellular component: trans-Golgi network. NCBI's taxonomy places the organism in Eukaryota, Fungi, Ascomycota, Sordariomycetes, Sordariales, Chaetomiaceae. The coding region runs from base 275 to 4780 and encodes 1501 amino acids. The transcript is spliced from 2 exons. The record is from RefSeq and is a predicted model, not a curated record.
AACAAAUCCAUAGGCACCUGAAUUUCGGGAUUUCGACGUCUGACUUCGCACACCUCACCAACGCACGCGACACUCAACAAAUUAAAGACGUCCCCGCCUUAACCCCCCAACCUACGACGACCACACGCCCGGCUUCGACGCGAACCAGGCAGCGGCGCAUCUCUAGAAGCUCGCUGCCCCCCCAACCCUCGAACAUGUGCUACCCCUGACCCGACAACUCUCUCCGAUUUCCUGCGCUGCUCCCGCACACGUCGGGAAUGACCGCGGCGCAAGAAUGGCUAUCGAUCCUCUUCUACCCGUAGGCCCGGCGAGGGUCAAAGCGCUCGUGCUACCCAUCGGCCACAUUACACGCGAGCGCUUCACCGCGUUCGUCAGUCGUCUCAAUGCGGAGAGUGUCGUCUUUCUUCGGGACGUCACCCCUGAUGCCCGGCCGCAUAGGAACAUGUUCUCCCCCUUGGCGUUCCCCGACGGCGCCAUGUUCUACGACCUCAUGAUGCACCACCCUCCCGCCUCCCACCUCUCCCUCUCACCGUUCGAUUUGUUCCGCGAGCCACUCGCCGUGAUCGCCGUGGCCGACGGCGCCGAGCUGCCCCAAGCCGUGUUCAGCAAAAGACAUUCGGGUGGCAAGACCGUCGAGGAAGCCAACAUACGGUCGCUUUACCAGGACUUGGAGGAUUUGAGGGACCGGUAUCCCAAGGUCCUAGCCCAUCAGGUGCUAGUCUUCGACUACACGCCGGCGAAGGAGGAUCCCCUACCGAUACCCGAGGGCAUUGUUACCAUCCCGCCCGCCGAACAGUCCAAACGAACCACGAUGAAGACGGUCAUGUGCGAUAUUUCGGCCCUAAUCCUGGCUGAGAUGACCACCCUUGCCAAAUCGUACGAGGGAAUGUCGUUUAUAGACUCCCCAGGACAAUCGUCAGGCCACCAGAUGAGUGCAAUGGACGAACCUACGGGAGCUCCGAGGAGGAAUUCGCAGUUCUCGUUGCCGGUGAACCGAUCUGCCUCUACAAGCGGACUUCCUGACCGGAGCCGUGUUCGCGCGUCCAUGCCGCCCGUCCCCUCCAAAGGGCAACUGCCAGGCUCGGCCGAUUCCACGCCCAGUGCCCGGCCUACUACCCCUGUGGGCAGCAACAAGCCUCUCCCCUCCCCGCCAUCCACGUUUGAAAACAUCAUCGGACCCAUGACGCCGAAUAGCCCUGAGCAGGUCGGUCUUUCGCGCCCCGACACAAACGACAGCUUUCGAACGCAGAGUCAAGACCGAGUGUCAGUCCAAGGGUUCGGUCCCGGCGGGCUCAACGAGAGAUGGAGGAGCAAAGGGAGGUCGCGGGUCCAGGUCGUGGUCGGGUCGCUCUAUCUCCAGGCUGGCUUGUGGAACAACGCGCUUAAGGAGCUCACCGAGGCCGCCACGAUAGCAAAGUCAAUUAACGACCAUCUUUGGCACGGGAAGGCCCUCGAGCUCACCCUUAUCAGCCUCCUGCUGCUGGGCUGGGCCGGUAUCGAGUUCCGCGUCCCCAGCAUCCUGCUCCCGCCACACGACAAAGGGAAUAACUCGGCAAUGGCCCUACAAGAAGCCGAGGCGAGAGAACCUAACCAGCCUCCGUGGUUAAGAAACCUCCAGGUGCACAUGCCCGAGUUGCUGGACCGCAUCAUGGGCCUGUACUCGAGGAUAUCAGCCGAGCACCUGCCACCACUGCCUCACUCCGAAGCCAUCAUCCGGUUCUGUAGGAUGUCGGCAGCCAUCCACACCGCCCACGGCCAGAUCUGCCGGGAAUCGCUCGAGAUGAUCGUGUUCGGCGUCCCGCCCCGGACGCCCCUGACCACGUCGCCCCGCUUCACCAUCCAGCCCACGCGGACGCAGAUCGUCACGACGCUGUUCCGCGCGUUCCCCACUUCCUCGUCCGAGCUGCUCACCACCGUGGACCGGGUCGUCAUCCUCAGCGGGAUAGCGUCCGUGCUGGGGCAUCUCGGGUUCCAGCGCAAGAAGGCCAUGGUCGUCAGGGAGCUUGUCUCGGUUCUGGUGGGCGGUCUGGUCGAGGCGCGCACCCGCGGUGCCGCUGAUGUGGGUAUCCACCCCGCGGCCGGGCUCGUUGGGCUUAAUGGCGCCAGCGCCCGGGACGGGGCGGGCGGGGUGUUGGAGCUUGCUGAGGGGGAUGUUGAGCACGGGAUUGAUUCGUUUCUGGGGCUCUUGAUGAAGACGUAUGGUGUUGUUGGCGGCAACACGCUGGGAGACGGGGAGGACAGUUCGAACGAGGCGCUCGUGGGGAGGAUUCAGAAGCAGUCAGCUGCGAGAUAUUUCGGCAUGCAGAGCGUGAAGCUUAACAUUCUUCGGGCAUGCAUUAACUUCUCCGAGGCGUUGCCGGACUUUGCUGGCGUGCUGAAAUACUCCAGCGAUCUGCUUCGAACUGCUGGUAGUGGCAUUGCUCCCGGGCCGCGGAGAGAGAAUGCCUACCCCUCAAUAACAAGGGAGGAGCAAGUUCGCUUGGUCGCCAACGUUCUGAAGACGUCCAGUUUGUCCAAACGCCUGGGUAUUGGCAACUUGACGGCCGAGUACUGGGACGAGUUUCUCCUCCGGGGGGUCACUAUGGAGGCGCUUCCACCGACGAGGACGCCCGUUCCACAUGCGAAGACCGUCCUGCCCGGCAUAACAACCACCCGAAGCUCCCAGGACGUCGAUCCAUUCAUCUACAACCCAUUUUUAAAGCGGCCCGACACCGCGACCGUGGACCGCACCCUGGUAGCCGGCGAGCCGACGAACUUCAGGCUGACCCUCCAAAACCCGUACGAAAUCGAGCUCGAACUAGAGAGCAUCCGGCUCGACACGGAGGGGGCCGAGUUUGAGUCGGCGGUCGAGACUACCGCCAUCGGCGCGUACCGGACGCAAAUCAUGAGGAUAUCUGGCACGCCAAAGAGUGCAGGGACGGUCAAAGUCACGGGUGCGCUCAUCAAGGCCCGCGGGUGCCGGGAGAGGAGGUUUCCCAUCUUUACUGACCCGUGGGCGCCUGAUGAUGCGGUCAAGAUCAAGGCGAUCGGACUGGGCGCGCUCGAUGUGAACGCUGCGGCCGUAUCGCCUGCUAUUGAGCGGCUCAAGCCAGAGCAUAUCGAGCUCAAUGUUAUUGCACCGCAGCCUGUGGUGAUCGUUAAGUCGUCGACGCUCCCGCAGUCCUCGGUCAUGAUUCUCGAGGGCGAGCGUCAAUGCUUUUCUGUUACGUUACAAAACCUUUCUACUACCACGCCGGUGGAUUUCCUGCUCUUCUCCUUCAAGGACUCGACGCAGGAGCCCUUGCAGUUGGCGCUGGGUAACCGCGACGCCACCGCCACGGAAUUAUACGAGUACGAACUUGUGCUAGCCAAGAAGCAGCCACUCCGGCUGAAGAACCGCGGCGAUAGUAAGAGGUUUAUCGCCCCCGGCCAGACGGCAACGUUCGACUUUGAAAUACUCGGUAGACCGGGCCUCACGCACGGCCUCAUCCAGGUCGACUACGCGCAUCUCGGUGUACCACACGACGAAGUGGCCGAGAAGUUCUACACACGGCAGGUAUCGAUGGAGCUCACCGUUACUGUCAACGCCAGCGUCGACAUCACCCGCGUCGACGUCCUCCCGCUCACCGGCAGCAUUCCAGCGCCGCUCUGGUCCCGCUCCACCACCAACAACGACGACCAGUCCACCCCGCCCCCCGACCUCACCGCCGACACCCACUGCCUCCUCCUCCUCGACCUCCGCAACUCCUGGCCCAGCCAGAUGACCAUCAACCUCUCCUCCUCCCCCACCUCCACCUCCACCGAUGAACCCCUCGACGCCCAAGCCGUCAUCGAGGUCGAGGAGCACAUCCUGCCCGGCAACACGGCGCGCGUCGUGCUGCCGAUCCGGCGCGUCUACCUCGAGGACCCGCACGCCUUCGUGCCGGCGCUCAACCCGGCGCGCCAGCGCCAGUUCGUCGUCAGCACCAAGAUCGCCCCCGAGGCCGAGCGCGCCAGCCGCGAGGCCUUUUGGUUCCGCGAGCGCGUGCUCGACGCCCUGACCGCUCGCUGGCGCACUGCUGCCGGGCCCGGUUCGGCCGCGACCGGCUUUGCCUCCUCCUCCGGGGGUGGUAGUGGUAGGGGUGGUAGGGGUAGGGGCAGGGAGGGGGAGGUCGACCUGCGCGCGGUGCGGUUCUCGCCGCGCAUGGUCGAGGCCGUGCGCGUGGACGAGGUGGACGUGGCGAUCGCGGUGGUGGACCCGGCGACGGGGGAGGCACUCACGCCAUUCUCCUCCUCCUCUGGCAACAAUGGCAACAACAGCAACAGCGGCAGCGGCGGCGGGCGGUUCGUGGUCGACGUCGACGCCUUCCUGCAGCUGCGCGUGCGCGUCACCAACCGCUCCGCCCGGCCCGUCCACCCGCUGCUGCGCCUCACCCCGGUCCUCUGCCACCGCCCCUUCAACGUCUCCCUCGACUUCACCCGCAAGAUGGCCAAGUUCGCCUGGAACGGAAACCUGCAGCAGGCGCUGCCGCUGCUCGAGGGCAACGGCGGCGUCGCCGAGGUCACCAUGGGCGUCACGGCGCUGUGCCGGGGCGAGUUUGAGGUCCUGGGCAGCGUGGAGGAGGCCAGGCUGUGGGUUGAUCCCGAGGAGGUGGCGAGGGAGCGGGAGCGGGAGCGCGAGGAGGGCGGGCGCAAGGGUGGGAAGUCGGAGGCGGAAGCGCAGGUCAUGAUUUUGGGGGCCGCGCUGGGCAAGAGGGAGCGCAGGGUGUGGCAUGCGAGGAGGGGGUGUCGGUUGGUGGUGCGUGAUCGGUUGGAAAGGUAAGUGGGGGAACUCGACUCACUUACUUGGUAGGGGGUGUUGGUUGGUUGGUUGGUUGGGUAGUGGGAAAAGGGGGUGUGUACACAGCAAGGAGUGUGGAACGUGUGCAUAUGUUAUGUCUGGGCCAUGAUGAAGAUGGUUUGGUGCUGUGGAGCGUAAUGACUGGAAUAUACCAAUGUUAUCUAUGUCCGUCUGACUGCUUGACUCUAUUGCCAAUAUAUUGCCUGUUCUUCCCUAAAUCGAUGAAGGGAUAGGCAGCCAUGCAGUUUUCACAAGGGCCAUACCCCAUACUUGGAAAGGUACUUGGGCGUUUCUAGGGGGUUAGGGUUAAAGGUGGC